UCCCUAUCUGUUCAUGCUUAUAUCUUUUUGUAUCUCUUUCUUUUUUUCCCCAGUAAAAUCUCCCUUAACGCUGAUUCCUCCUGGCAGUUCAGUUAAAGCGUGCCUUAAAUACAACCGCCGACUGAAUGUUCCACCCAUAUUAAAAUCCCCAUAUAUAUCACACAGCCAGUGAACAUGUAAACACCGUUAACAGCAAACCGCCAAAAAUAAUCACAGUCAUCAUAAAAGUGCAGUAAUGAAGCUCCACAUAUUUGCCCUACAGAAGCGUCACUAAAGACUCACAAACUGUCCAAACACACACACACAGACAUGCACACAAACGACUCCCUCAGCUCUCUCUCAUACACACACAUGGGAACUCUGAUCUCCGAGGACAAAUUCAGCACUCGGGGACACAUCGACCUGAGAAAAACAAGCCCAACGGUCAUAAUGAGAGGCUUUUUUUAUUAGAGAUGCACAAAAGAAGGCAGAUGCUCGGCUUCGGAUAAUCACAGCCCUCCCUAUUUGUUGCAUGUCAUCCGUGGAUUCUGAGAUCAAAUGUGAUGCAAUCAUGCGUCUUUGGAAUACCUGUAGGCGUUAGUGAAUCAUUAAGCACCACACAUACACACACACUUUUUUUUGCACGAUAAAACCCAUAGAAAUGCACAAGCGACGCACACAUUCUUGCGCACUUGAGGAACAAUAAGAGACUGAAGUUGCUUUAGCGGCGCUGUGGGUGUUGUUUGGCAUCCGGGCUGGAGGAGCCAGUAACACAGAGGAUGCGUCAGGAAGCAUGAGUGCUGCCGGAAAGGGGCAUGACAUGAUCUGUCAGAAGGCUGUGUCCCUCAUAGUUGACCUCUGUACGCAGGACAGCCCCCGGCUCGAUCACAACACCUGUGAGGAGUUCCUCUUUCUCAUCUCCAGUCAAGAGUACAACCGCAACGACUCCGACGUCUCUGUUGGCCUGCCGGUAGGUGUGAUAAUCGUGUGUGUCCUGGCACUGCUGCUGCUCGCCUCAUUCGGCUCCUGGAAGCUCUGCUGGAUCCCCUGGAGGAAUAAAGCCCUGUCGUCCAGCUCUGCUGCCCUCGCUCCGGACGACUGCCCCUCGCCUCACAUCCCAUCUGUUCUGCCCAGUCCUCAGCCGUCCGAGGCCAUGGCGACGGAGAAGGAGAAGUACCCGAUGGCAUCCAUGGGCUUCCUGGAAGCUGCUGUUAAAAUCAGCCACACGUCUCCAGACAUCCCGGCCGAGGUGCAGCUCUCCAUGAGAGAACACUUUCUGAGGAGGACACAGCGCAUGCAAAGGCAGACCACAGAGCCUGCCUCGUCCACCAGGCAUAGCUCUUUCAAACGCCACCUUCCCCGUCAGAUGCAGGUAAGCAGUCUGGACCUGGGGGAUGACUACGACGUGGACGAGCAGCCGACCAGCAUCGGCCGCAUCAAGCCUGAACUCUACAAACAGAUGACCACAGAAAACGACGAGUCCGCCAACAGCAAAGGCGGGAAAAACUGUGGCAAGAUCAACUUCUCCCUCCGGUACGACUAUGAGAACGAAAUGCUACUAGUCAAAAUUCUCAAAGCUUUUGAUCUGCCGGCCAAGGAUCUCUGCGGCAGCUCUGACCCGUACGUUAAAAUCUACCUGCUGCCCGACCGCAAGCAGAAGUUUCAGACGCGAGUCCACAGAAAAACACUCAACCCUACGUUUGACGAGUCUUUCCAGUUUCCUGUGCCGUACGAUGAGCUGGCAGUCAGAAAGCUCCAUCUCAGCGUUUUUGACUUCGACCGCUUCUCUCGGCAUGAUAUGAUCGGAGAGGUCAUUCUGGACAAUCUGUUUGAAGUGUCUGAUCUCUCGAGGGAGACGUCCAUCUGGAGAGACAUUCAGUAUGCUACCUCUGAGAGUGUGGACCUUGGGGAGAUCAUGUUUUCACUCUGCUAUCUACCUACUGCAGGCAGAUUAACACUCACAGUCAUCAAGUGCAGGAACCUGAAGGCCAUGGAUAUUACAGGAUAUUCAGAUCCCUAUGUGAAAGUAUCCCUCAUUUGUGACGGCAGACGUCUGAAAAAGAAGAAGACCACAACAAAGAAAAACACCCUGAAUCCAACGUAUAAUGAGGCCAUUAUCUUCGACAUCCCUCCUGAGAGUAUGGACCAAGUCAGCUUGCACAUCUCAGUCAUGGAUUAUGACCUUGUGGGCCAUAAUGAGAUAAUCGGUGUGUGUCGUUUGGGCUGUGGUGCUGAAGGUUUGGGCCGAGACCACUGGAAUGAGAUGCUUGCGUACCCCCGUAAGCCCAUUGCACACUGGCACCCCCUGCUGGAGUCCAAGAAAACAGAAAAAGAGUGGAAAGCCAGAACAGCUAGUUUUGACAGUCAGGGGUCUUGUCCUUCCCCCAAACCUCCUGCCAGCCCUUGAUCAGAGCCAUAUGUUAAAUAAACUCCAGGCUCGGCAUCCUCGCAGUUGUCCGUCCGUCUGUCCGUCCGAUGAAAGCGAGAGCUAUUUCCACCUCCCCAUAUAUGGGUUGUUUUAGAUGGUUCCCAAACACUGAUCUAAGACCAGACCUGGCUGUCUUUGCCCCACCGAUGUUCCUCACGUUCAAGCUGCUCUCAGUCGAUAAUCAGAGGUUUCGUACAAACCUCUGCACCUACAAUGGCAACGUUGUGUACCUAGAAUAGCUUGAUAUCGUCAGCGGAGAUGUUUCUUUCCAUAUGAAUUUUCCUCAAGCGUUUGAAAUCUGAUGCUGCGUACUGAAAGUGUGGAGACGAGAGUUUCCACACAAUGUUGCAAGAUCUUAAAACUUUAGAACUGCUGGAAAUUCUAAAAAUGAGGACUGGCAUGUAAAAGCUUGAUGUUUUGUAGGAGAAAAGAGGAAAAUGGAUGGGUCUUGUGCUGUGUACUACCAACAAAACGUUUUCUUUGUGGAAUCCUCGUGUGAAACCUGUGUGGAGGUAAACGUUUUAUGAAGAAUAUUCAUAUAUUUAUCAGUUUAUAGAUGUCGUGUAAAUGUUAUGUGUGAAAAGAGACUCUCUAAAAGGAUCAGAGCACAACAAACUUUUUCCUAUCUAUUUAUUUCUUGCCAAAAGAAAGACGGUUUACAUGUGAAGAAAGUUCAGUUCGACGCUCCACAUGUAGCUGAAUAUAUUUGCGUUAAUAUUCAAACUAGAGUACAAAAGUGAGCAUUUAAGGAUAAAAGUGCUGAAGUAUUCAUAGAAAUGCGUCUUGAUUUAUGUUUUUUUUUUUCACUGGUGUAAUGGCAUUUAAAGAGGUGCAGAUGUGUUUCUGCUUCUUAGUAGCUCUGCUGUUAAUAGCAAUUCAGUUCCUGUUUGAAGCUAUCCCGCUGCUUCAAGUACCCGCUGACAUCUCCAUCUUUUGACAUGUCAUUUUAUUGCGUAUCAAACUGUCAAGGUUUACCAUAUUUGACCUGUUGUCUUGGAAAAUGUCUUGCAUAUAUAAUGUAUGCUUCAUAUUGUGUACUGUAUAAGAUCAGGGUUGAUAUUACAAUAAAUAUAGAUUUAGAGGUAAUUAACUAACAUUCGUCUUCAGAAUCACACAUUUGUUUUGUUUUAUUUAAUGAUAAAAAAAUACACCGUAAUGGUUAUGUGUAGGAUAAAAGUAGGCAAAUGGUACAGUCUGGAUCCAGCAGUACUGUAAAGCAUGGAAAAUAUAUAUAUAUAAACUAAUAUUCUAUUAUACUGUAUGGGUCAAAGACGAGAUGGACGAUUUUAGAUCGAAUUAAAAGUACAAAACGGAAAAAAAAUCUAUUAAAUGAAAGGGUCUACUUGGAUGUUUGUAAAAAAAAUGUUCAAAUAUCUUUGAAAUAAUACUUUGUUGUCAUUUAGUGUAACUUACAUUUUAAGUAAGCAAUAGGCAACAUAAUUAUUUUUACUUAUUAAAAUCUAUCAAACAAUAUGCCAGCAUACACAAUAUAAACAAUGUUAAUGAUUAAAUGGGUAAAACCUAUUGUUUGAGGGAUAGUGGCAGUGGUUGAAGACACAAAAGGUAAAUGAAUUAGUAUUUUGGGGCUGAAAAAGAUUUUUGGGACCUAAACUGUUAUACUGAAUGACAUUAUAGUAUGUGUCUUUAGUAAAUCAUGGUAAAAUUGUUUAGAAGUCAAGAACAUUUACUCAGAAAAACGUAUUAAAUUUAGUCAGGACACAUUCUAAUGUGGAAAAAAAAAACAUUUUAAAGCUGUAUUAUACUAAUUGUUGUAAUGCUUGAAAAAAAACUUUCGUCUUUGACCCAUAUAUACUGUAACUGUCACCUGAACAGUUUCUCAGAAAAAAAAAAAGUUCAGCAGAGCUAAACAGGUAAUUAAACAAUAUUGUUACUAUUUAUAUUCUUUAAAAAAACAUCUAUUGCUGCAGAUACUUUAUUCAAUUAUUCCUGCAGUUUCUGUGUUUUUAUUUUAAAUGAAUUUUCCAGCCUGAUUUUAUGAGAAAACUUAAGUAUUUUACGCUUUGCCAGUUUAGUGGCUAACUUGUAUGAAUUUAUACAGAGUUCAGUCGGAUAAAAAUGUAUGAUUUUAAAAAGGAGGCGUGGCACCCAACCAUGCCCUUAAACCUAACUGUCCUUGGGUGAUGAGCAAAUCGUACUAAAUUGCACAAAUUAGAUUGUACAAAUUCAUCAAAAUCGCUCCUGAAUCAAAAAGUUACGAAUUGUGGUGAGAUUGCAUUGGAUUUUCUUUCAUAAUGACACAGAUUAACCUGGAAUUGAAAUGUAAAUGACACACAUGCUUAGGCAAACCCCUGCUAAAUUAUAUAUUUUAAUCAUUGUAGUUAGUCAAAUAUUCAUAAAAAAAAUCGAACCAUGCUAGCUACAUACAGUUCAAGACCAAAUUUAUAGCCAUCCUGUGAAAUUAUUAUACUUUUUCAAAUAUUCUCCAAAUGCUGUUUAAUGGAGAGAAUCUAAAAAAUAAAAUUAAAGUAGACCACUUUUUCUCCUGAGAAAAACAUAAUAGGAAAAUAGUAUGAAGUGUCCUUGCGUAGUAAAACACCACUUAGGAAAUAUUUGAAAAUGAAUUCAAAUUUCACAGGAGGGCUAAUUGUUUUGUUUUUAACUGUAUGGUGGAAAUGAUUAGCAUAAAUGCACAUAAAUGACAUUUACUUCAAAACUUCAAACACUGAAUGAUAUUUCAAAUGUGUUAAGAAAAGGCAUCUGUCAAAAAUGUAUAAAAUCCUUAACAAAACUUAAUAUACUAUGCAGGAAAAACUGAACAAAACUCUGGAUACCCAAGCAACGACUUUACAUUCAUCUCCAGUUGUUGAAAUAUCUUGAAAUACACACGGCACUAUUUUACAUAAUGUCCUUCCAUCGUCACAUAGGGUAGUUAAGCUUUAAAUAUUUCUACAUAGCAAAGCAGAUUUAAUAUUUUAACAGAAUCUUUCAAAAUUCCAAGUCAAGAAAUGGUUGUGACUAAGUACGAAUUUUUGGUCCUGUUUUUACAAUCUCGCCGAUGUUGUAAUACUCCUAUAAUAUAGAGUGUGUUAUCUGUAGGUGAAUGUGAAGUUAAUGCGGUUUCGAUCUGGUUCUUUACCUCAUCACUAACUUCUGUGUGCUGGUGUUUUAAUAAAUUGUUUAUGCCCCCUUGUGAAUCUGAACAACUUUCUAAUUUUGUAUCAAUCAUUUGUACUUGCAAUCUAACUUGUAAUGUUUGAAAAGGUUCUUGUACUUCAAAAAUGCCAAAAUAAAUUGUUGGUUGAGUCA
Danio rerio (zebrafish) is the source of this 5674-nucleotide messenger RNA. NCBI's taxonomy places the organism in Eukaryota, Metazoa, Chordata, Actinopteri, Cypriniformes, Danionidae. The record is from RefSeq and is a predicted model, not a curated record.